This is a messenger RNA of Rhizopus microsporus ATCC 52813, 745 nucleotides long. RefSeq lists its product as uncharacterized. The record is from RefSeq and is a predicted model, not a curated record. The transcript has a single exon. Lineage: Eukaryota; Fungi; Mucoromycota; Mucoromycetes; Mucorales; Rhizopodaceae. Bases 32 to 325 code for a protein of 97 amino acids.
UUUUCAAAUCUAUUAUUACUACUACUACAAAAUGAAUCCCUCAAGAACUGACGCAAAGAAAGACCAAUUCAUGGGUAACGUAAAGGAAGGUACCGGAAACAUGUUGGGCAACGAACGUAUGCAGUCUGAAGGCCAAACUCAACAAGGUGCAGGCAACGUUCAAGAAACUGCUGCCAAUGUCACUGGUUAUGUUAAGGGCGCCAUGGAUCAAGCUGCUGGUGCUAUGAAGGGUGCUUUUAACUCUCUUACUGGUAAUACUACUGGCGAAGCUGGUAACAAGGUCCAACAGAAGAAGGGUGAAGCACAAAAGGACUGGAACUCUUAAAUUUGUAAAUAUGUGUGCUACUUUUUUUUUUAAAGUAAAUAAAUCCACAUACAUAAAUAUGUAUAAUUUGUAUUAAAAACAUGUUCCCUUAUGACCCCCUUUUUCAAAAUGAGAGAGAACAAAAGAUGGUAUCAUUAUGGUGUUAUUAACAUAUGAGGACAUAAUAUCUAUUUUGUUUAUAUAUAGAAUGCCAAGCUCCCCUUCAAAAAAGUAGCUCUGAAUGCUUUCAAAGUCUAAUUUACAGAUGAAACCAUUAUGCAUCCCGCCCAUCAAAUAUAAGCAAAGACGGACCUUCCCUUAUACACACACUGCUCCGUAUGGAAAAUCCCUACCUUUCAAAUUACUAUGUAAUGAGAUGACGAUCACAAACCCAUGCACCUUUUAAUAAAUCCUAAACUUCAUAUGGAAGAACAGUCCUCC